Molecule: messenger RNA, 1740 nt
Organism: Zonotrichia leucophrys gambelii
Lineage: Eukaryota; Metazoa; Chordata; Aves; Passeriformes; Passerellidae
Gene: PUS1
Product: pseudouridine synthase 1
Exons: 6
Coding region: 52-1356 (434 amino acids)
Biological process (GO): mRNA pseudouridine synthesis; tRNA pseudouridine synthesis
Cellular component (GO): nucleus
Molecular function (GO): pseudouridine synthase activity; RNA binding
Source: RefSeq, a predicted model, not a curated record
CGGGGCUGAGGGCGGCGGGUGCGGCCUGUCCCGCCCGGCGGCUCCGGGGCCAUGCUGCGGUGGGGGCUCCGCGUCGUGAGCUGCGGCUUCUCCGCCCCGGGGAACGCGGCUUGCGCCGGGCCGUGGCGGCGGCAGCGCAGCGUUCUUACAAUGGCUGAGGAUUUGAUAACAGCUGUUGCCAGCCAGACAAAGAGACUCAGCAGCAGCAACGAGGUGGUUCAAAGGGUGGAAGAAAACGGGCAUCCGAGCAAAAAGUUGAAGAGUGAUGCGGAUGAGGAAGAUGCAGAGGAUCAGAAUAAGAAGUUACCCAAAAGGAAGAUUGUGCUGUUGAUGGCAUAUUCAGGGAAAGGCUACCAUGGCAUGCAAAGAAACGUGGGAUCUUCACAGUUCAAGACAAUAGAAGAUGACCUGGUCUGUGCCCUUGUCCAGUCAGGAUGCAUCCCAGAGAACCACGGGGAGGACAUGAAGAAGAUGUCCUUCCAGCGCUGUGCUCGCACAGAUAAGGGUGUGUCUGCAGCUGGACAGAUUGUGUCACUGAAGGUCAGGCUAAUAGAUGACAUCUUAGAAAAGAUCAAUAAUCAUCUUCCUUCUCAUAUCAGAAUUCUGGGCCUGAAGAGAGUCACUGGGGGAUUCAACUCCAAGAACAAAUGUGAUGCCAGAACCUACUCUUACAUGCUGCCCACGUUUGCCUUUGCCCAUAAGGACCAGGAGGUGCAGGAGGAGCUUUAUAGGCUGGACAGAGAGACCCUGGAAAGGGUCAAUCAGUUGCUGGGCUGCUACAAAGGGACACACAACUUCCACAACUUCACGUCACAGAAGGGCCCCAGGGACCCCAGUGCCAAGAGGUACAUCAUGGAGAUGUACUGUGGAGAGCCCUUUGUCAGGGAGAACAUGGAAUUUGCAGUGAUCCAAGUGAAGGGUCAGAGUUUCAUGAUGCACCAGAUCAGGAAGAUGAUUGGGCUGGUGAUAGCAAUUGUGAAGGGUUAUGCUGCUGAGUCCAUCAUGGAGAGAAGCUGGGGAGAGGAGAAGGUUGAUGUCCCCAAAGCCCCAGGACUUGGGCUGGUUUUGGAGAAAGUACACUUUGAAAAAUACAACAGGCGUUUUGGGAAUGAUGGGCUGCAUGAGCCGCUGGAGUGGACAGAGGAGGAGGAGAAGAUUGCUGUUUUCAAGGAGCAGCACAUCUACCCUACCAUUAUCAACACAGAAAGGGAGGAGAAAUCCAUGGCAAACUGGCUAAAAACCCUCCCCAUUCAUGACUUCAACUCCUCUGCUGUUGAGGUGCAAACUAACAACAAAAAUCCAAAGAAGAGCAGCGAUGCCGAAGGCAGCGAUGGUUGUGGUGAUGAUUCUGACUGAGCCAGCUGCACCUGGGACCCUUGCUGCCUGCAGUUCCCUUUGUCUACAAAAAAGUGGCCUUUCCAAAUCCAAGAAUCCACUGAAACAGGAGCUGGUGUGCUUCAGAAUGAGAGCUGGAUGCCCAGGAGAAACUGGGUGGGGAAGACAGUGCAGCAGAAAAACCAGAAGCUUUUUAUACCACUGACUGAUUCACCUGACUGAUAUACUUGAAAAUAGUGUAGUGGGAAAUCAGCUUUCUGAAAAUAAUCUUGAAAUGCAGGAUAUCUUAAUUGCUAUUUGAAUAAUGUUUUUAUUAUGUUUACCUGGAAAAUAGUAUUUUAAAUAUGUAUAAUCUCUACAUAAAGAUGGGGCAAAUCAUUUUAAUAUACUCUUUUUUACUAUGAA